Molecule: messenger RNA, 546 nt
Organism: Lolium perenne
Lineage: Eukaryota; Viridiplantae; Streptophyta; Magnoliopsida; Poales; Poaceae
Product: dirigent protein 1-like
Source: RefSeq, a predicted model, not a curated record
AUGUCUGUUGCUUGGUUAGAGCAGAGAAGCGUGUACUAUCUCGUCUGCUUAGCAGCCGUGGCACUGGCGCUGCUCUCGGCGUCCUCGCAAUGGCUCCCGGGACGUGCAGAACUGAGGCAGCCCGCCCGCAUGCGCCUGUUCAUGCACGAGGUGCUCACCGGCCCGGGCGCCACGGCGGUGGGGGUCGUGAACGGCACAGGGCCGGUGAUUCUCGUGGGUGAGCCGCCGCUGCGGUUCGGGCAGGUGGUCAUGAUCGACGAUGCUCUGACGGAGGGGGCGAGCCCGGCGUCGAGGUCCCUGGGAAGAGCUCAGGGGUUCUACGCAUUCGCGUCCAUGCACGGCCCUGCGGUGCUCUUAUGCAUGAACGUGGUGCUCACGGCAGGGCCCUACUCCGGCAGCACCUUCACCGUCUUCGGCCGCGACAACAUCGUGGAGCCGCUACGGGAGCUUUCGGUCGUCGCUCCAGUUAGACGUGUUUGUCUACAUUCCCGCCCAUGCAUGACCACGCCCUCUAUUGGCUUUGGCCGAUUGGUCUCAGUCUUUUAA